AUGAAGCUUACCGCCCUUAUCAGUGUCGCCUUCUUGGCUCAGAGCUCUUUCGCACACCCAGGCGAAAGUGCUGCACAGCAUGCGCGAGACGCUGCUGAGCGAAGAGCCUACUUGGCAAAUAACAAGCGGUCUCUUUCACACUGCGAUGAUACACUCAAGGCGCGUGGUAACGAUAUCACUAUGCACGCUCGUCGCAGCGCCAUGGUGGAAAAGCUUCGAGCUAAGCGGGCCAUCGCCCAAGACAAACCAUACCUGCGCAUCCGUGACCUUGAUACUGUGCUCGCUACCGAUCACAAGUCGAACAUGACUGGCGUCACUGCCAACACCGAUCCCGCCACUCUCUUUGCAGGAAACAACUCCUGCAUUCUUACACCUGAGGUCACACAAGGUCCUUACUGGGUUGAAGGCGAGCUUGUGCGAGAAGACGUUACCGAAAACCAAGAGGGCAUCCCUAUGACGUUGGACAUCCAGAUCAUCGAUGUGAACACAUGUGAACCUGUUCCCCAGGCUUACCUCGAGAUGUGGCACUGCAACGCCACUGGUGUGUACUCUGGUGUUGUGGCUCAAGGUAACGGGGUUGGUGAAGAUGACGAGUCAAACUUGCAGAACACUGCAUUGCGUGGCAUCCAGCAGAGCGACGAAAACGGUGUUGUUGUGUUUCAGACCAUCUUCCCAGGACAUUACACCGGCCGUGCUACGCAUAUCCACGUCAUGUCCAGACUCAACGCAACCGUAAACGCCAACUCGACCCUCUCAGGCGGCCACAUCACACACGUGGGACAGAUGUUCUUCGACCAGGACCUUAUCACACUCGCCGACACGGUAGAACCCUAUGCUAGCAACGAACAGGAAGUCACUUCGAACUCGGAUGACUCUAUCCUCGCUGAAGAAGCUGAGGAUGUUGAUCCAUUCGUGGAGUACGUCAUGCUGGGCGAUGACAUCUCUGAGGGUCUGUUUGGCUGGUUGGCGUUCGGCAUGGACUCGACCAACUCUUACAAUAUCACCCCCGCGGCAUACUGGACUGAAGAGGGAGGUGUUGAGAACGAGAAUUCUGGU
Molecule: messenger RNA, 1056 nt
Organism: Alternaria alternata
Lineage: Eukaryota; Fungi; Ascomycota; Dothideomycetes; Pleosporales; Pleosporaceae
Product: aromatic compound dioxygenase
Exons: 3
Molecular function (GO): ferric iron binding; oxidoreductase activity, acting on single donors with incorporation of molecular oxygen, incorporation of two atoms of oxygen
Source: RefSeq, a predicted model, not a curated record